Messenger RNA from Cuscuta epithymum, 2435 nucleotides. The record is from the annotation of a GenBank genome assembly. NCBI's taxonomy places the organism in Eukaryota, Viridiplantae, Streptophyta, Magnoliopsida, Solanales, Convolvulaceae.
GGAAGAUUGCAGUAUCUCUAGGUAUUUGAAAUUUACUAUCCUUAAUACGUACGUAGUACUACGUAGUAGUUAAUACACGCACAAUUGCUUUUUUGGCUUUUUCAUGACAUGUAUUUGUACUUGAAAAACACAUGAGGUUAACAGGAUUGUUCAGGUUAACAUGUGAAAUCAUAACGAUGUUCACCUACAGUAUUGAGCACAAGUGGGAGAGAAUGAGAGAUAGUAGUCCACUAAUUAACGGAGAGAGAUCGGGUUGUGUUUGGAUGUUUCAUGUUUGCGGCGUGAAUGGCAGAGGCUUGGAAUAGAUCGACCGCUUGAAUUGGUGCUACCGCCACUCCAGAGAUCACGUUGAUCAACAAAAUCCAUGAACUUCACUUGAGACUUGAGAGUCAUGCCGGCAUACCACAAAAAAAAAGGAAUUUUACGAACUCCAUAGAAUGCAUUUUUUGAGAUUCAUAUGUUGGUUGAUUGUCCCGUGCAUCGCACCGGGUACUAUACUAGUAGUGUUAAUAGUAGUAAUAGUAGUAGUAAUAAUAAUAAUAAUAAUAAUAAUAAUAAUAAUAAUAAUAAUAAUAAUAAUAAUAAUAAUAAUAAUAAUAAUAAUAAUAAUAAUAAUAAUAAUAAUAAUAAUAAUAAUAAUAAUAAUAAUAAUAAUAAUAAUAAUAAUACUGAUAAUAAUAAUGAUGAUAAUAAUAAUAAUAAUGAUGAAGUAUUGUUUAGAAUAUAUACACAUUAUGGUACAAACAUAGUGGGACAAAAGGAAAUGAAGGGAUAGGAAAAUAAUGAAAUAUUGGUGUAUACGGUAUCGUCAUCAUAAUUUGGAAAAAUAAAAUAGUUCUACUACUGCCCUAGUAACAUUAAAGCUUGAGGAGGUGACAAUGAAAUGGUUUUAUGUGGAUGAUAUAAAACUGAUAAAGUCAUAAUAAAGUAGGAAUGACUUAAAAUUAUACAAACUUUACCGAUUCUGGUAUGAGAUAAUGUUAGUGGGAUGGAAUGAAAAGAAAAGAUGAGACAAUUUUAGUGGGAUGAAUGAAGUAACACAAUAUCCAAUAAAAAUUGAGUAAGAAUGUUUUUAGUUUAUUUUUUGUGGGCCAUUGAUUUAUUUAAGUAUGCGUGAUUUGGUUUGAUGUGUUUAAGUGUGAUUUGAUUUUAUGUAAUAUGAUGCGAUCUGAUUUAGAUUGAAAUUAGUUUAAUAAAAAAGAUGAGAAAUGAGUAUGUAUUGAAGUUUUGGAAAUGAAGUAAAGAGCAAUGUGCGUUUAUUUUAAGAAGUGAAAAAUAGUUCUUAUAUUUCGACUUUGUUUGGUAACCCUAUUUUUACUUUAUGUACCCUAAAUGUUAAUUUUUAGGAAACAUGUAUCUUUAAUUUUAUGCUCUAACUUGUGUAAUAAUUACUCCUUUAAUAUAUUAAAGAUUGCUACAAAUGAAUUUUGUUUACCUUGGGAAGGUCAGGGGAGGGGUUGGGGGAGUAUAAGAUAAACACAAAAGAAACAUCAUUCAUAAAAUUUCAAACUCGAGACCGCCCAAAUGACUUUGACACAUUAUUUAAGGAGGAAAAUAGUAUGACCAUAGGGAUAAUAAAUAGUGUAUAAAAAGCAUGAGAGAUGGUGUUAAAAUAUUAAAGCGAUGAUAAAAAUAGUCAUUGAGUAUUUUUAAGGGGAAAUGUAACAAAUUUUUAGAGGCCGUUUGGCAACACAGUUUUUCGGCUUAUCAGCCAACUUUUCACCAAACACGUAACGUUUGAUUUCGCGCGUUGAAUUGUGUAAUAAAGUUCUCAAACUACUCUCCAUUGUUGCAACUCGAGCUCAAGCAAAGGUGGUCCAAGGAGGAAGAUUAAGGAAGGAAAAAAGUUAGGAAAAGUGUGAAGAAUUAAGGAAGGAGUUGGAAGGUCAAAAGGUUUUUCCUUGUGUAUAAUUGCUUAAAAAAGAUGCAGACACAUGAGAUGAAUGCCGGCCUACUCCAUUUGUACGUGUAAAAUAAGAUAUUUUUCACUUAUGCAACCCAUGUAAUUUUUAGUGUUUUCUUCAUUAAUGUCGAAUGGUAUGUUUGUAACCUAUAAAGUUUAAAGUAUGGUAGUUUUUGCAAUACCAUGAUCGUUUAUUGGGAGGAGUUUUGGAAGAUCAAGGAUUUUUUCUCAUAUUAGUGUUGCCGGCAUGUACAUGGGAUAUAAGUUUCAUUUAUUUAAUUUAAAUAAUAAUUGUUAGACACAUCAUUAAGAUGCCACAUGUCAAUUAUUGUUACAGAUGGGAUGCCACAUGUUGAUUUUUCAUAUAAAGAGGUUGCCACAUGUCAAAAUUCCUUUAUAGGCUUCCUUCAAGGGUUUCCUUUAUUAAAUUAUAUAGAUAUAUAUUUCUUCAAGUUUCUCUAAAUAUCUCUAGACUCUAGUUAGUUUUUUAGCAUGUUUACUUUUGAUAUGAUAGGUAUACAUAUACACAAAC